Messenger RNA from Lodderomyces jiufengensis, 2166 nucleotides. RefSeq lists its product as uncharacterized. Gene Ontology annotation, biological process: rRNA processing. Lineage: Eukaryota; Fungi; Ascomycota; Pichiomycetes; Serinales; Debaryomycetaceae. Bases 1 to 2166 code for a protein of 721 amino acids. The transcript has a single exon. Gene Ontology annotation, cellular component: nucleus. The record is from RefSeq and is a predicted model, not a curated record.
AUGUCAAUCAAUAUUAUUCUCGAGGACAUUAAAGAUUCACCAUCAUCAAUAAUUCCCAUAUUACAAACAUUACACAAUGACAAAACUUUACUAAAUCAAAUAUCAAAACCAAAUUUAAAUCAUUUAGUAUCAAGAACAUUACAAUUAUGUAGAUCACCAAUUAUAUACAAUAAAUGGUGUGGUAUAAAUUUAAUAAAAAUUAUAAGUUCAAAUUACGUGAUUUUAGCAAACGAAGGAUUAAAUUUCAUUACUAUUUUAAUUACCAUUUUAGAAUCAUAUAAUUCUACAAUUGAUGUAAUAAUUUUAAAAAAUUGUAUUGAAUGUUUAAAUAAAUUAAUUAAAUUAAUUAGAGAUAAACCAACAUUAACUAGAGAAAUACUUACACCAAAAUUAAAUCAAAUUAUUCAAAUAUAUUUAAAAAAUUUACAUUUCCAACCUAAUUUAAUUAUAAAUUCGUUAUAUAAUAUAAUCAAAAAUCAUCCAAAUACAUUCAGACCAUUUGCGAAUAAAUUUAAUGAAAAAUUAAAACAAUUAUUAAAUUCAGGAUUUGGAGAGUAUCCUUCAGAUUUACAAAAUUCAAUAUGCAAGACAUUAGCCAUAUUACCAAUUAUUGAAAGAAAUGAACCAGAAACUAAAUGGUUAGAUGAUGUUAAACAUAUUAUAAUGGAGGUGAAUGAUAUUUUAGAAGUUUAUGAGGAAUUUUUCAAUUUUGAUUCAGAUUUAAAAAAAUUGAUACUGAAAUUACCUAAAAGCACUAAUGACAGUAAGAUAUUUGAAGAUUUAAAUAUUGAUUUAAAUAAACCAUCAACUAUUUUAACAAUAAGUUCAAGAAUUGAAAUCUUAUUGAAAUUAUUAAGUCACUACUUAACUGAAUCAAUACCAAGUGUUAAAGUUCCCCUCGGUAUGGUUUUAGUAUUAACUGAAAUUAUCUUUUCCAUAAAUUCAAGAUACUUAUCUUUUAAAAACGAUGUUAGAGAUGAAGAAAUUAAACAAAUCAUAAAGUUAACAUUAUCCCAUAACUACCAAAACGCUAUAAAAUUAUUGAACAAAUUGCUAGUAUUCAAAGGAUCAUUGGUAUUACAUUUACCUUCUAUAAUGUCAAACUUGGAGUUGAUUAUACCUCUCAAAAAGAAAAAGAUUUCAAAACAAGAUAUAUUGGAAAAUGAACAAUUAUAUUUAGAUUUAUUAAAUUGUGCAAGUAAUUAUUUACAAUUUGUAGGUACAUCAUCAGACAAUUCAUUGAUAACUCCGUUAGUUGACGUUGCUUUAAUAUUAACAGAACCAAGAUCAAUACCAAAUGAUACUCCAACUUCAACCACCACCACAAACAAGAAAAAGAAGAAGAACAUUUCAUCAGCUCCAUUAUCCGACAUUUUAUCUCAUGAACAUUUAUUCAAUAACAAAUGCUCAGAAUCUUCUUUGGCUGUAAUUAGAAAUUUUUUCAAUCAAGUUAUACAAAAAUUCGAAUUAUCACCAACUCAACAUUACAAAAUUUUGAAGUUUAUACUUCAACAAUGUAUUGAAAAAUCAAACUCUAAUUUAGAAAAAUCUAUACCCGAAUCAUUACAACACUUAUUAAUCAACGCAGUCUUAAAUCCAGGUUAUGAUAAAAAUAAUAUUUUACCAAUAGUUUCAUCGAUUUUAUCAACUAAUCAAUUAAUGACAGUUUUCAAUAAUCCAAGAUUACCACCAUUACCCAAAUACAUCACAUCAUCAAUACCUGAAGAUUUUGAAGAAGAAGAACAAGAAAUUGAAGAAUUACCUAAAUUAUCAGCUAAAGAAAAUGCUAUAAAACAAUUAUUAGAAGAACAAGCUCAACAAGAAAAAAUUCAACAAGUAGUUGAAGAUACAAAUAAAAGAUCUUUAAUUGAAGUUGAAGAAGUUGAAGAGGACGCUAAUGAGAAAAGAAGAAAAUUAUUCGAUGCUAAUUUUAAACCACAACAAGUUGAAACUGAGGAAAUUGUCGUAGAUCAAAAAAUUGAAGAAAUCAUCGUAGAUAAAAAGAUUGAAGAGCCAGUUUUAGGUCAAGUAGUUGGUACUGUCAACACUGAAGUUGUUGAAAAAGAUGUGGAAGAAGAUCCAGAACUUGAGGGCUCAGAUUUCGAAAUGCCUGAAUUAAAUCUUGAAGCUGAUACUGAAGACGAAGACGAAGAAGAAGAGGAUUAA